ACAAACCGUCCUGCUCUUUUCCUUUUCUUCCACGGGACCACGGCCCACCCAUCCACUUCUCAUGUUUUCCUUUAAUCCUAUAAACACCCCAACCUCGCUUCCCUUCUCCCCACACCUUCCUUCCCUUCCCUUUUCAAAUUACUUCAAAAAAAAAGAGAGGAAUUUGAGCAUUAACCAUGGCUUCAACCCUCCAUUCUCCUACCUCAUUUCCAUCUGCUUUCGACUCCAGCAAGCCCCGCAAGGUUGCUGAUGCCGUUCUCCCACCAAUCUCUGUCUCCUUUGGAUCGACCAGAGCGAGUAGACGGGUUCGAGCUAAGGCGAUAUCCGCUGAGGCGGAGGCUCCGGUGGAUCCGAGGAAGGCUGAGAGGCUUCAUAGCCACAGCGGACCGGGUUCUGGCGCCUGUGGUCCGAGUUUCAACGGGCGGGUUCCGGUUUAUGUGAUGCUGCCGUUGGAUACGGUGGGGAUGUGUGGUGGGCUAACGAGAGGGAGGGCUUUGGCAGCGAGUAUGAUGGCGUUGAAGAGCGCCGGGGUGGAGGGGGUGAUGGUGGAUGUGUGGUGGGGACUGGUGGAGAGGGCCGGGCCGGGGAGGUAUGAUUGGGAGGCAUAUGUGGAGCUGGUGAAGAUGGCGGAGAGACAUGGGCUUAAGUUGCAGAUGGUCAUGUCUUUCCAUCAGUGCGGUGGGAAUGUUGGAGACUCCUGCAACAUCCCCUUACCUCCCUGGGUUAUGGAAGAAAUGAACCAAAAUCCAGACAUCAUGUACACUGACCGGUCAGGCCGCAGGAACCCAGAGUACAUAUCCCUUGGCUGCGAUACAACCCCUGUGCUCCGAGGCAGGUCACCAAUCCAAGUCUACUCCGACUACAUGCGGAGUUUCCGAGAUAAGUUCAAGGAUUACCUCGGCAUUGUCAUUAAUGAAAUUCAAGUUGGGAUGGGCCCUUGCGGCGAGCUCCGAUACCCUUCUUACCCUGAGAGAAACAGCACCUGGAGGUUUCCUGGCAUCGGAGAAUUCCAGUGUUAUGACAAGUACAUGAUGGCUUCUCUGAAGGCCGCCGCCAUAGCCGCCGGUCAUGAAGAAUGGGGGAGAAGUGGCCCUCAUGACACCGGUGACUACUACAAGUUCCCCGAGGAGACGGGUUUCUUCCGACGAGAAGGAUCAUGGAAUACGGAAUACGGAGAGUUCUUCCUCGAAUGGUAUUCCGGCAAGCUUCUAGAGCAUGGCGAUCGCGUCCUCGCCGCCGCAGAGGAGAUAUUCCGAGCCUCCGGUGUGAAGUUAUCGGCGAAAAUUGCAGGCAUUCACUGGCAUUUUAAGACUCGCUCCCACGCAGCGGAGCUUACUGCCGGCUACUACAACACAUGGCAUCGCAACGGCUAUCUGCCUAUUGCGAGGAUGCUGACGAAGAGAGGUGUGGUGUUGAACUUUACAUGUAUGGAGAUGAGAGAUGAAGGGCUGCCGGAGCACGCGAACUGCUCUCCGGAGUUGCUGGUUAGGCAGGUGAAGGAGGCGGCUUUCGCUGCAUCGGCGGAGCUUGCCGGGGAGAAUGCUCUGGAGAGGUAUGAUGAGGCGGCUUACUCUCAGGUGUUGGAAACUAGCAGGGCUGACGAGGGAAUUGAAUUGAGCGCCUUCACGUACUUGAGGAUGAACAAGAACCUUUUUGAAGGGGAGAACUGGCGCCAUUUUGUAGCAUUUGUGAAAGGUAUGAGAGAAGGUGGACGGAGGGCUUCACUUCAAAGAAGCGAUUUUGGGCAGUCUGAUCUUUAUGUUGGAUCAGUAAUUGGUUAUAGGGCGGAAAUGGAUAAAUUUGUAGGAGCAUUGUAAAUGUAUUGAGACUUUUACAUACAUAGCAAUCAAAAUUUCAUAUUUAACUAUCUCACAUCUAAAUUUUCAUAAUUACAAACAUGAUAUGAAGAGUAGCACUCAUUAUCAUUUUUUAAUAGUCAAACUUAUCUUUUUAUUCAUAGGUAAAGUGCUAUGUGUAUAAAAAUGAAAGUUUAUGUGAGAUGGGUAAAUUUAUAAAAAUUGG
Molecule: messenger RNA, 2022 nt
Organism: Phalaenopsis equestris
Lineage: Eukaryota; Viridiplantae; Streptophyta; Magnoliopsida; Asparagales; Orchidaceae
Product: beta-amylase 3, chloroplastic
Exons: 4
Coding region: 177-1817 (546 amino acids)
Biological process (GO): polysaccharide catabolic process
Molecular function (GO): beta-amylase activity
Source: RefSeq, a predicted model, not a curated record